AUGUAUCAAUCCCACGAGUCCAGUAUAAGCACUGAGGAUGGCGAUCAAUCUCUUGAUUCAAUUGCUGCCGUGGAUCUCAAAGAGCCGGAAAUGAUGGCAGACGUACCCCGCUAUCCCCCCACGGAGGGAGCCAACCCCAAAGGCAAGGCACUAAUUCUCUUUGUAUCAAAAUGUCGCUCAUGUCAUCUCAAGGGAAUCUUUGGCGCAGCAGUCCGUAAAUUGAAAAAUAUCCCUCCUUGUGUUUGGGUGGUCAAUCUACACUCGGAAGAAAUCACAGUCGUGGUUUCGAAAUAUAAACCAAACCGCCUCCUAACGGGCAUGGGACUAAGUGCCUCACCAAAUGGAGUAGGAAUAAGCUUUGAGACAACGACCUUUGUUGGACCAGCCUCGCGGAAGACACUCGCAGCUCAAGACCAGGGUCGUGACAAUAGUACCGCAGUGUUCCCAUUAUGGACACGCACAGAAGGAUUUGGUGUGAUCAGCGUGUUCAAAGGCCCCGAAAAAAUCUUGUUCAUCGAAAAUGAUAGGGUGCCGCUUGGAGCGACGGUUUAUUUUGCGAACAAGCCAGAUUUGCGCAUCGUGAAGUACCAGCCGGCUUCGGAGACUAGUGCGAAUUAG
Penicillium coprophilum is the source of this 618-nucleotide messenger RNA. RefSeq lists its product as uncharacterized. Bases 1 to 618 code for a protein of 205 amino acids. The record is from RefSeq and is a predicted model, not a curated record. NCBI's taxonomy places the organism in Eukaryota, Fungi, Ascomycota, Eurotiomycetes, Eurotiales, Aspergillaceae. The transcript is spliced from 2 exons.